UCUUACCGACUGCCGGGAAGCACAGUGGCUGCGGAAUUUCGAAGCUCUGAUAGUUUUUCUCGUUUUUCUCGAAUGAAAUCUUUCCACGGUUCCACCUUGCAGAAAAAUGGGCACGGAUCUUGAUCUUCUGGGAUUUACCAAGCAGACUGAGACGUUAUUACGCGGCGUGGGGGCACACGAUUUAAUAAAAGAGUUUCAAAGGAGAAACAUAUCAACCGACGCGUUGCAUAAGUUAACCAAGGAGGAUUUUGUGCAACUUGGUGCUGAUAAAGAUCAGGCAGAAAAUAUAGUCAAUGCUCUAUGUAUCUCCAAGAAAAAGACAUACAGUACAAAGGCGAAACCUCAUCACAGGAUAUCUGAUAAGGUGGAGAUACUGCAGCUGGGUGAGAGACAACUCAGUAUAAUUCAAGACUUUGUGAAAUACUGCCGAAUGAAGUUGAGAAAAGAAAGAAUCAACUUUUUUGUCGAGCCAGAUAAGGCUUUGAGUGCUUCUCAAAUUCUGUGUUUGGCCGCCGACGCCGCCCUUAAAGAAGUCGAUGAGGCUGAGUUAAAGUUGAAAGAAUUGGAAGCUGUGAUAGUUACGAUGGACGGCGGAGCGUACGGCGGCGGAAAGGCCGGGGCCCCUUUCGAUCCGAUCGCGUUCGUCCAGCGGCCGCAGGUCAUUCUGAGAGCGGUAUGCCUGGUAAGUCGUCGCCAGCCUCCCCGUGCGGGAUCGUUUCAGGCCGAUUCGAGCGUGAUUGCGACGACGAUUCUAUUUGCAAUAAUCGUCUUUGGAUGUAUAAGCAGCAAAGGUUAUCUUCCAAAAGAAGAUGGGAAAGAAGUUUGUCUUUACAAUGACGACAAUAAUGCGUGCAACUAUGGAGUUGGUAUCGGUGUACUGGCGUUUUUGGCCAGUAUCGGAUUCCUUGCGGGUGAAUACCUGUUUGAACAAAUGUCGUCUGUCAAGACUAGGAAACAUUUUGUUCUCAUAGAUUUGGGUUUCUCGGGUUUCUGGUCUUUCCUCUAUUUCGUGGGAUUCUGUUACUUGACAAAUGCAUGGAAUAAAUCUCGAAGACCAACGGAAGGAUACGGCGUGAAUAAUCUACAAGCGGCUAUCGCAUUCUCAUUCUUUUCCAUCUUUACUUGGGCUGCUUGUGCUUGGUUCGCGUUUCGAAGAUUUAAGCAAGGUACCGACGCAGCAUUCGCUCCAAGUUACGAGGCGGAUCCUGUCGGUGGAACAGGAUACACAAGCUAUCCUGACGCCACUGACACCGCUUACCAAGAACCACCGUUCGGUCAGCAACAACAGCGGGGUAUGGGUGACUUUCAAGCCCCAGCUUACUAAAUCAUCCAUAGUCGAUACCAAAAUGUAUUUCCAUUGGGUGCACAGCGAACUACUUACGAAAGAAGAUGAUUUAGGAUAAUUUUUCAGAACAAGAUAUAUUGUUUUCCACCGCCUGUUUUGCUUAAAGACUAAAGAAGAACUUCAUUCGCUGAUAGGUCGCUGGGCAGCACGUUGGUCAUAGAGUAAGUUUUCAUGGCAAGAUGUAGAAGGAAGUUAUUUGUUAAACUGUGCUUCUUAUUGUUGACCACUUGUAAGUUACACUUAUCCAUACGCCCAAUGUCACAAAAAAAGCGUUAGGUGUGUUUGAAGUCAUAUAUACGCCUGGACACACGUUACGAUGGUGGCUAUCUGACUAUCUAUGGGAAGUAAAUAUAAUAUCUUAUAAUGAACAACACUAUAGCAAAACUCCAUAAAUAAGUAAGAAACUAGUACAUGCACAGGCUAUGUAUAUUUUAACGUUGUAACGUGUUCAUGGUAAACGCGACUUAAAUAUAACAGUAUAUAAUACAAUGCGUUGCAUUAUCGUGCAAAUAGUAUUAAACGAUGUACACGAAGUCUAGGAUUGAAAUGAAUAAGUUGUCGAAUAAGUCGAUACGUGUUUUAAUAUUAGUGAGACAAUACCUAAGUUAUUUAAGUUACUUGUCGCAUCAGUUGCAAGAUAAUGAAAUAUUUCUUACAGAAUAGCAUUAGCAAAUGUAAUUGCACUUAUAAAUCGUAAACCAAAGUUUUUAUUAAUAUAAAUUCAUAUAUAUCCAAAUUAUAAUAGCUUUAACUUAUACAUAAAUUGUCCGCAAUGUUAAUUAUUGCUAUAUUAGAUUUUUGUAUUUGAGUCGCUCUAUAUGUUAAUUCAUUAACACGAAGGGAAAAGAUUUAUAAAUGAACACGAGGAAAGGAAGUUUGUUUUUAUUGACUUUUUAUAUUUAAUAUUUCUUUACUUUUCGAUAAGUAUUUAUGGAAUCUCAGGGGAACAUAUUUUCAAUUAUUUAAAAUAUUUAUUUAUUUAAUUAAUUAUUUAUACUUUAUUAUUUAUUAUGUAAGGUGGAUGUAAAUCUCAAUUUGAAAAAGUCCUGCAUUACUGAAAAUAUAAAAUUACUUUGAUUGAUAAUAAUGAGCAUAAGUGUUAACAGAAAAAAAUAUAUAUGAUGAUUUUGAGUUUAAUCAUCCUGGAGGCACACGUUACAUCGAAUAAUAGAAAAUAGCAAUUUUGAAUUGAGAAAUUGAGCUUUAUCUUUUGUUUAGAGACUUCAGAGCAAAAUAAAAGUCUUAUGAUAUUGUACUUAUGAUAUUAUUUUUAAUUGAGUUUAAAGCAUUUAUUUAAAUAUUCUUUUGUCAUAUGCUGUAUUAAACAAUGUGAACGUUCGUAGAAACUUAUGCAGUAAUUUAGUAGUCUAAAAAUAUUCGAGAGAAUUAUACAUUCUAGGUAUGUGUGAACUGUACAGUUGAGUAUAAGAGAUUCUUUAACUUCCGUUCACGUAAAAACAUGAUUUUUAUAGAUAUUUGCGUUUAUAGCUUUCCGCCGAUCUUUCGAUAUAUUUAGUUUGCGUAACUCUCUUGAAGAGAAUACACCUAUGAUAAGGUAUCCUGAUAAUUUGGAAAACAUAAUUUGUGUAAAAUAUUAUGUAAAGUGCAUUAAUAAUAAUCAUUAUAUGUAUUCUCGAUAGUUCUGAAAAUAUCAUCCCUUUGAACAUGCAGGAUUAAUUGUGAUAAGAAGAAAUAUUUUUUUGACAUUCGGUUGUAGUAUUUUACAUUUUCUUUUCUUUAUGAUUCGCUAGAAUAUGCAUAUUCAAGGAGUUGAAUUUUUAGAAGUACACUUCUCAAAAUUGAUCUCUCACCUUUAUGAAAUCUUAGUCCUUCUAAGUACAUAGCUAAUAACAUUGUUGACUAGUAGCAUGAUAUGAUGAUGGACAGCUCAAGUCCAUCGAGAAGGGUUAAGGCAAUAACAAACACAGUCUAAAAUUUCGAUCUCUACCGUAUAAGAGAGGAGCAACGUGAUCAUGCUUUCGAUUUCGCCUGUGAAAUCAGAGGAAGCAGGAUACAUAACCGUACUUGGCAAAAUGUAACGCUAUUAAAAAGUAUCUACUAUUAAAACUAUAAAAGAAUAAAAACGUGUAUUAAGA
Messenger RNA from Temnothorax curvispinosus, 3441 nucleotides. RefSeq names its product synaptogyrin (gene Syngr). NCBI's taxonomy places the organism in Eukaryota, Metazoa, Arthropoda, Insecta, Hymenoptera, Formicidae. The record is from RefSeq and is a predicted model, not a curated record. Gene Ontology annotation, cellular component: synaptic vesicle membrane; neuromuscular junction.